GCCGAAAUCACUUGAUUGUGGCGAAUUCUGUUUGACAGCCUUCUCGUUCGUGUUCCAUUUUCCAUUUCACAUUGCACAAUUAUUUCCACUUUGCAUUCCCAUUGUGCAUAACACGUGGUCCUUUCACGGCAACUAAGAAAAGUUCGAAUAUUUCUGAAUAUUUCCACAACCAAUUGUUCGUAAUAUCAACUCUCAUAAACUGAAUAUUAUUUUGUUUCCAAAAAUUAUCCAUUUUCAUUUUUGUUAUCGUAUAAUUUCGUAAAAAGGCGUUCACACUCACAAUUUUUGGCGUGAAUUUGAUCAAGUGUAAGCACCAAGCGAUCUGCAAGCGAAAUUUUGAUUGAAUGUGAAAAGUUACGAACAAAUUCAUUGUUUUCUGAGGUGAAAAAAACUUCAAAAUGCGUUUCAUUUGGGACGAUAUUGGAUGGAAAUUGGUGAGCCACAAGAGAGCAUACGAUGAAAAUCAAUUUGUUGUAGUACGAAAACUCCAUGUGAAGCUGAACACAGACUCAGACAGUACUUUGCCCAUUCAAGGAUUCUCAGUUGAUUUGAUUCGUCAACACAGUGAACGUUUUGGUAACAUUGAGUCGAUUGAAAUGCUACCAAACAAGGAAACAGAGGCCCAUGUGACAUUUGUCAGCGACCGCAGUGCAUAUUCAAUGCAAUCUCAGCAUGAAUUUGACAAGGAAGCCCGCAGAAAACAGCAAUUCCAAAUCCAACCAGCCGACACAUGGGAACAACCACGGGAAAAUACCAAUCCACUACCUAAAGAAGAUUUGGAACAAACAUCGGAAAUAUUCAUGUUGAACGAGGACUGUUUGCUGCACCUGUUCAUGUUUCUGGAUGUCGGCUCUCUCGUCGAUAUGGCCGACGUGUGCAAAUUGUUCAAUCGACUGUUGCAUCGGUACUGUUUUCCACGCAUUCGGAAAUUUGAGGUAAUCAACAGCUACAUACCCUAUACAUUUUUUAUGCCAUUGGCGAAAAUGCACCGAGUCUUGCGGUGCGUUGGCCCGUACAUCACCGAUUUAAUCUUCGAAUGCAAUGUCGAUGAAUGGGAAAUUAAGCAUGAUGUCGUCACUAGAUUUUUGGAAGUGUUGGCCGAAAAUGUCGGCACCAAUAUUCGUCGAGCGUGGAUCUCUUGCCGAACCAUCUGUAAAAAUGAUCGCAUCUCAAAACUUGCACCGAUUUUCCGUCAUUUGGAACUGUUACAGCUCAAAGCAAAUAACUAUACCUUUGACAUCGAUUUUCAUACGAUGUGCCCGAAUUUGGUUGACAUCCAAGUGGAUGUGAAUGUGCCAAUGAGAGGCUGUGUUAAACCGUGGAAAAGCCUACGUCGCUUAGCCAUCAUCAAUAGUAGCAUUAACACGGCGGAUUUGAUUAAGCUGAUUGCACUGAAUCCACAGCUCACACACAUUGAAUUUAAGGAUGAUCUCAAUGGAAACAUCUCACUACCGAUCUCGAACUUGCGUAUGCUUGAAAAUGUCCAAAUAGCAAGCACCCAUUAUAAUCAUGGACACUUGAAUGGCUUCAAGAUUGCUUGCUUGAGUCGUCUUCAGCAUUUGACAGAAAUCAGUUUGUUCCGCUUACGUCGUGACUCAAUGGAAGGGAUCCUUGAUUGUUUGGCAACCUUUGUUGGACUACGAAAAAUAUGUUUGCAUCAAGAAGAAGAAGCUGAACGUGUUGCAGUUUCUGCAGUCGAUCCGAGAUCUUUGCGGUCAUUGGUCAAAUUGGCUACGAAACAACCGAAAUUGGAAGAACUGAAAUUGGAUUCUGUAAAACUAACGAGAACUGCUUUGAUGGAGUUCGUUCGUUACGCCAUUCAAUUGAAAAAGCUUCAACUCAAGUGGAGCGGUUUGAUGAUCUCGGACCAAUUAAUCUUGAACUUGGUCGACGUCUUGAAAUUCAAUCGAUCAGAGCCCAACGACGUUUUGGUACUGGAAUUGUAUUCAUACCAGCUCGAAAAUUUGAAUGUGAUCAAGACUCAAUCGGUUUCACGUUACCUUCAAGUAAAACCGAUUUAAACAGCUUAGUCGAUAUUUUACGCACACAUCACAUACGUACAAAGUACAUCUCGGCUAUUUUUCAAAUGCCAUGAAUCAUUUUUUCUCUCUCAAAAAUAGAAUCAAAACAUUAAUAAGUCAUAAGCCAUUUGCCUUAGGCAUGUAUUCAAACAUUA
Sitodiplosis mosellana (orange wheat blossom midge) is the source of this 2176-nucleotide messenger RNA. RefSeq lists its product as uncharacterized. The record is from RefSeq and is a predicted model, not a curated record. Bases 399 to 2021 code for a protein of 540 amino acids. Lineage: Eukaryota; Metazoa; Arthropoda; Insecta; Diptera; Cecidomyiidae. Gene Ontology annotation, molecular function: protein binding. The transcript has 3 exons.